Messenger RNA from Mytilus californianus (California mussel), 1427 nucleotides. RefSeq lists its product as uncharacterized. The record is from RefSeq and is a predicted model, not a curated record. The transcript is spliced from 5 exons. The coding region runs from base 31 to 1161 and encodes 376 amino acids. Lineage: Eukaryota; Metazoa; Mollusca; Bivalvia; Mytilida; Mytilidae.
CUCGCGGUAUACCUUUUUUGAGUUGCAGAAAUGGGUGAUGAUUUGUUGUUUGUACCUGAAUCAAGUUUGCAGCAGCCUACAACGUCCAAAAGACAAAAACUGACAUCCACGGUUUCUUUUGACAAUUUAGUGUCACACUGGGGCCUAAAUAAUUUAGAGAUAUUAGGUCUUUUCUAUGCAGAGAAGCCUGUUGACAUUAACACACUUCUUGAUAAAUCGUUGUCGUACAAUUCACAAAUAUUGCAUUUGUCACCAAGAUUGAAGACAUUUAUAACAAUUCUAGAACGAUUUCUCAAUUUUGAUGUCAGUUUACCAGAUGAUUAUUCCGAAGGUGAACAAAGGGAAGAUAGACGAGCACGAUGGACAAAUGAAAUGGAAGCAUUAGCCAGGUGUAAAAUAGAGGCAGAUAAAGUGUAUAAAUAUGAAGAAGUUAUUGAUAAUGAAACGCAAAUUGAUAAUGAUUUAUUAUGUCUAUUUGAUAGUAUAAUGGCGUCUGUGAGAGAGUUUUAUAAUGACCUGAAACAAUUUAUGGUAGACAGUAAACUGAAUCGCUGUACAGAGGGUUCAUACAGAGAACUCAGCAGAGCAUUUUUAAAAGCAUGUGGACUUGGAAUCAGAGCUGGAAAUGUAAUGAACCAAACAUUUGAGAUUGGAGAGCUGACUGUAAAAUCAGUGCCAGACCUGAGAUGUUGUUUCCAUAGUAACAGUUCAGAAGUUAAUUAUCAAGUAGAAACUGUUCUUGUGAUAGGAGAGAUAAAAAAGUGGAAGAGGAAUUGGAAAUUGCUUCAUUCAAUGGAUUUUAGAUCACAACAUCUUCAACCUUGUAAUGUCCUCGGACAACAUGGUGGUCAAUUAUUACUUGAGACUAACAGUACUAGUUUUAGAAUAGGAGUAGAUUCAGGACAUCAACCUAGUAGACUUGUGUAUGGAGCCAUUGUUAUUGGUACACAGGUUAUUUUUACUGCUCUAGAAAUAUCUGAACAGCACCUGACUGAAAUUGAAAAUGUGAAAACAUAUAAAGGAAGAAUGGAAAAUGAAAAUAGAACUGGCAAUUCAACUAUUUCAUACACAAGACCUUAUGACUACUUGAAAGCUUCUGAAAGAUCCUUGCUAUAUGAAUCUUUAUUGAGGUUCGCCUGUUACCAGAAAGGACUGACAUGAAAUAUUAAACUUAUGGAUGCCAUACUUAAAACAGCAGUUACAUAAAUAUCUUUUUUUAACUGAUACAGGAUAUUGUUCGCUACCUUAGUCAUGUUAGUGAAGUUUGAUAGAUUAUUUUUAUGAAGAUAGAAAAAUACAAAGUGUUUGUGUUCAGCAAUGUCCACUAACAGUCAGCAGUGUAUUUCUGGAAACAGUGAUCAAAUAAUGUGUCUUAAUGUCUGAAUAUAGGAACAUUGGAAGUCAAUGAAUUGUUAUUAAAAUUAACA